Messenger RNA from Microdochium trichocladiopsis, 813 nucleotides. RefSeq lists its product as uncharacterized. The transcript has 2 exons. NCBI's taxonomy places the organism in Eukaryota, Fungi, Ascomycota, Sordariomycetes, Xylariales, Microdochiaceae. The record is from RefSeq and is a predicted model, not a curated record. The coding region runs from base 1 to 813 and encodes 270 amino acids.
AUGGGGUGGUGGGUGUUGGUCGAUGGAUGCGCAGCGUUUGUGCUCGAGGGAUCGAGCAUCCCUAGCAUCGCUAGCAUCCCUCAUCGAGACCCUGCAAGGCAGGAGCAGCACUUUGAGGCCAUCCAAGUCACCACCUUGGCAGCCCCGAACACGAGGCAGGCACGGCCACGGUGUCAACCCACGUCUGCAAAGAACUUUGGCCGCACCACCAACAUCAACAUCACCACCCCCAGACAAGACCCCCCCGCCCUCUCAAGCACUCCGACGGCAAUCUCCAGCAUCCCUGCCCUUCCCACCAGCCCUCGAUCCUACCGUGCCACGCUCGCUAUACCAGGGUCUGCCGCACGCACUUGCUGCACCGUCUUCCGACUCUCCAGGGUCCGCCCUCCCCCCGACUGCUGCAGAUCUCGUGGCUGUGGAUGUGCCUUUCUUCAUCCCAACCUGCUGCUGCCUCAUGGAAAUGACGUCCACGUCCACGCACACGUCCAAGUCUCAAGACUCACACUCCACACUCCCAACCGGCUUCUCCGCAGGGGCGCACAGCUACAGUACGUGUGCAAUCACAUCACCAUCGAGGAUGCUCUGGUCGUGCGAUUGCAUCAAGUCCCUGGGCUAGGGCCUCGAUUGGUCAAUGGCGUACGCAAAACGCCAACCGGAUUAUUCCCGACCAUCUUGCACGUCUCCCACCCUGAUCCAGGCUCUUGGCUGCCCCCGUGCGGUACACUCAGACAGUCAAUGACCAACUUCCCGCGCAUCUUCAGUCUGCGUCCAUUCAACACUGGCACCGGCGUCUGCACAAAGUCAAAUCAUUGA